This is a messenger RNA of Capsicum annuum, 849 nucleotides long. RefSeq lists its product as uncharacterized. The transcript has a single exon. Bases 1 to 849 code for a protein of 282 amino acids. The record is from RefSeq and is a predicted model, not a curated record. Lineage: Eukaryota; Viridiplantae; Streptophyta; Magnoliopsida; Solanales; Solanaceae.
AUGAAUAUUCCUUUGCUAGAAACCUUACAGAAAAUGCUCGGGUAUGCUAAAUUUAUGAAGGACUUGGUUACAAAGAAGCGAGUCAUGGAUUUUGAAAUAAUUGAGGUAACCCACAGCUGUAGUUCUAUAAUGUCUAGCACAAUAGUGGUAAAGAAAGAAGACCCAAGCGCAUUCACUAUUUCUUGCAUUAUCGAGGUCUAUAAAUUCGAAAAACCGUUGUGUGAUCUUGGGGAAAGUAUUAAUUUGAUACCAUUUGCCACGUUUCAAAAGUUAGUCUUGGGUGCUUCUAAGCCUACCACUAUAAGGCUUCUAAUGGUCGAUUGUUUAAUCAAAAAGCCUGUGGGUGUGUUGUAUGAUAUUUUGAUGAAAGUUGACCGGUCUAUCUUUCCAACCGAUUUCGUUAUUCUUGAUAGUGAGAUUGAUCAUAAGGUCCUAAUCAUUCCUGGUAGACUAGUCUUAGCUACCAAAAGGGCCUUAGUAGAUGUGGAAUAUGGGAAGAUGAAAUUUUGGGUGAACAAUGAAGAAGUAUCCUUCAAUGUGUGUAAGUCAAUGAAGCAACCUAUGGAAUUGCAAGUUAUUUUGGUGAUUGAUAUGGUUGAUGAUGGGACAACUAACACUGUUGAAAUAGAUAUUAUGAAUGACCCCUUGGUGGGUGUAUUAUGGAACUUCGGAAGUGAGGUUAUUGAAGAAUAUGAUGAGGUGGUAGCUUCAUUGAUGGGUCUUGGAUAUUACACAAAGAACCCGAUCAAAUUGGAUCUUGAUUUGAAAAAUUGUGAGAGUCCACCCGCCAAGCCAUCUAUUAUUGAACCACCUCAACUUGAACUUAAGCCGUUACCAUCCCAUCUUUAA